This is a messenger RNA of Felis catus (domestic cat), 1766 nucleotides long. It is a transcript of the gene TMPPE, whose product is annotated as transmembrane protein with metallophosphoesterase domain. The transcript is spliced from 2 exons. Bases 371 to 1714 code for a protein of 447 amino acids. Lineage: Eukaryota; Metazoa; Chordata; Mammalia; Carnivora; Felidae. The record is from RefSeq and is a predicted model, not a curated record. Gene Ontology annotation, molecular function: hydrolase activity.
GGCGGGGUCCGGGCUGCGGCGGCGGCCAGCGGGGGUCCUGCGGGCCGUGGGCCCGGGGCUCCCGAGUGCGCCCCGGCAGGCAGGCAGGCAGGCCGGCAGGCAGUCGACGGGGCGCAGGCAGUGGGCCGGCCCUCCCGUCGGGGGCGGGCCGGGCGGGGCGCGCGUCCUUCCCGGUAGCUCUGCGGCUCGCGUGCUCUGCCCGCGUUUCCCCUUUCGUUUGGACCCGCUUCCCCGUCGGUGCAAGGACGGGGCGAGACGAGGCGGAGCUGACCUGGAAACCUCUCCUUGGCCACUGUCCUUUCUAAGGAGCUCAUCUUCCAGAGCCCGCCCGCCCAGAACUGGCAGGGGACCCUCUUAGGAGCAGAGAAAAAUGGCGAUCUUCAGGCAGCUGUCCCUGCGUGCAAAGGCUGCCCUGGCCGCCGGCACUGUCUUCGUGUCCAUGAUUGUGUCCCGCUCCUGUCUGGCGGGGAGCCUUGAGCUCCGGGCCUGGCGUUGGCUGUUCCGCCUGCAGCUCGCCCUGUUUGCCAACUCGCUCAUGCUCAUUGGCUCCCUCUACAUCUGGCGGAGCACAGUCAGCAACCUCAGCCACUGCCCGGGCGCCGAGUCCGCCUGUUUCCAGCUCUGGAAGAUGGCGGUUGUGGCGUUUCUGGCCCUGGCCCAUUCCAGCUUCUUCACCAUGCUCUUUUUAGUGGCCGAGGAGCCCUAUCUCUUCUCCUUGGCAGCCUACUCCUGCCUCGGGGCGUACAUCAUCAUGGUCUUCUUCCUCUGCACCCUCAGUGGCAUGGAGCAGGCCUAUCAGCUCGUGGCCUGGCGCAGCGGCAGGGUCGUGGGCGGCCUCGACAAGACAAGGAAGGUGGCGGUCAGGCCGGCCCUGGCGGUGGCAGUGACCGCUGUGCUCAGUGUGGCUGGGCUUCUGAACGCCGCCCAGCCCCCGGCCGUGAAGACCGUGCAGGUGCCCGUCCGUCAGCUGCCUCCCUCGAUGGACGGCCUCAAGAUCGCGCUCCUCUCCGACAUCCACUUGGGCCCCACCGUGGGCAGGACCAAGAUGGAGAUGUUCGUGAGGAUGGUGAACGCGCUGCAGCCAGACGUCACGGUGAUCGUGGGGGACCUCUGUGACGCGGAAGCCUCCAGCCUGCGGACGGCGGUCGCUCCUCUGGACCAGCUUCGCUCGCGCCUCGGCGCCUACUUCGUCACGGGGAAUCACGAGUACUACACGUCGGACGUCAGCAACUGGUUCGCGCUGCUGGAAUCCCUGAACGUCAGGCCCCUUCACAACGAGAACGUGAGGAUUUCCGCCACGGGGGCCCAACCCGGGGGCGCUGAGGACGACGACUGGAUCUGCUUGGCUGGGGUGGAUGACAUCGAGGCGGACAUCCUGCACUACUACGGCCACGGCAUGGACCUGGUCAAGGCCCUGGAGGGCUGCCGCCCGGACCGCCCCACCGUCUUGCUGGCUCACCAGCCCCUGGCUGCCAAGAGGGCCCUGCAGGCUCGGCCGGAUAUUAGCCUCAUUCUUUCUGGGCACACGCAUGCCGGGCAGAUCUUCCCCUUGAACGUGGCAGCCUAUCUCCUGAACCCCUUCUUCGCCGGCCUCUACCAGGUGGCCCAGACCACGUUUGUGUACGUCAGCCCGGGCACCGCCUACUAUGGGAUCCCCAUGAGACUGGGCACCAGGGCAGAGAUUACCGAGCUCAUCCUGCGGCGGGCUCCUUGAACCUGGCCCUGCCCUGUGCGCCCCUUCAGAGUCCUCGCCCUUCACCCUCCGU